Molecule: messenger RNA, 2439 nt
Organism: Puntigrus tetrazona (Sumatra barb)
Lineage: Eukaryota; Metazoa; Chordata; Actinopteri; Cypriniformes; Cyprinidae
Gene: mkrn1
Product: makorin, ring finger protein, 1
Exons: 8
Coding region: 77-1393 (438 amino acids)
Biological process (GO): protein polyubiquitination
Molecular function (GO): metal ion binding; ubiquitin protein ligase activity
Source: RefSeq, a predicted model, not a curated record
GCUUUCCGAAAAUGGCCGAGCGCGGAACAGCCGCUUUCCGGAAGAUCCGGGUGCUGGGGCUUCAACAUAAACAGCAAUGGCGGAGGCAGCGGCAGCGUCAACAGCGGCUCCAGCAGUUAUCGGAGGCUGGACGAAGCACGUAACCUGCAGGUAUUUCAUGCACGGGCUUUGCAAAGAGGGCGACAACUGUCGAUAUUUACACGACCUCAGCAGCUGCAAGCCAACCAUGAUCUGCAAGUUCUUUCAAAAGGGAUGCUGUGCUUUUGGGGACCGUUGCAGGUAUGAACAUACUAAACCUGCCAAGCAAGACGAAGUCCCUAGUUCUAAGCCGCCGGUGCCGCUGACCGCUGCUCCCCUUGCUGGCACUCCUGAUCCCGUGUCUGAUGGGCCAGGUGGUACGACCGAUGCCCAGGAGAAGCCCCAAGGCUCGGGGGCAGUGGACUGGGUCAAUGCUGCCGAGUUCGUGCCAGGGCAGCCCUACUGUGGGAGGGCUGAUCCAGUGCCGCUCGAGGGGCCUGGACCUCUCAUCGAAGAAGAGUAUGAGAAAGAACUAGCUAACAAAGAAAUGAAGAAACAGCUUUGCCCGUACGCCGCCGUUGGCGAAUGUCGCUAUGGCCUCAACUGCGCCUACCUCCACGGCGACGUUUGUGACAUGUGCGGCCUACAGGUUCUCCACCCUUCCGACACCUCUCAGCGCUCGCAGCACAUCAGGGCCUGCAUUGAGGCUCACGAGAAGGACAUGGAAAUUUCUUUUGCCAUCCAGCGUAGUAAAGACAUGAUGUGUGGAGUGUGCAUGGAGGUGGUGUUCGAGAAAACCAACCCCAGCGAACGCCGUUUCGGCAUCCUCUCCAACUGCAGCCACUGUUACUGCCUCAAGUGCAUCAGGAAAUGGCGGAAGGCCAAGCAGUUCGAGAGCAAGAUCAUAAAGUCUUGCCCAGAGUGUCGAAUCACAUCGAACUUUGUCAUACCAAGCGAAUACUGGGUGGAGGACAAGGAGGAGAAGCAGCAGCUCAUUCAGAAGUACAAGGAUGGCAUGGGGAGUAAACCCUGCCGAUAUUUUGAUGAAGGCCGUGGAACCUGUCCGUUUGGAGCCAACUGCUUUUACAAGCAUGCCUUUCCUGACGGGCGUCUGGAAGAGCCUCAACCCCAGAGGAGACAGACCGGUUCCAACGGAAGAACCCGGAACUCCAGACGGACGCCACUCUGGGAUCUUUUCGACGAGCGGGAGAACAGUGACUCCUUCGACAAUGAAGAUGAGAUGGUGACGUUCGAGCUCAGCGAGAUGCUCCUCAUGCUUCUGGCCGCCGGAACCGACGAUGAUGUUACCGACUCCGAAGAUGAGUGGGACUUGUUCCACGAAGAGCUGGACGAUUACUACGAACUGUACCUAUAGCAGGCCUCCUUCCGUCCUUCGCUAACUCCCUCCUAGACUAACCCUCGUCCCUAUUUACUCUAUUUCUAUCCCUGUUAGAAACUAGACAGAACUGUCUUGUGUGACUGAUGGGCAGUAGCGUCUUUUUUCCCCUGUGUUGUGGCAGUGCCUUUCAGCAGGCCAUUAAAACAAUUAAUUCAUUUCAGAUUCAAUAAAUGAAUAUAAAACACACGUCAAAAGACAUUAAAAUAGCUCUUGUGCUAAAAAAAAUAUUUUCUAGAACGCCUUCUCCAUUCUGUGAGUCUGUCCAUGUCUGGUUAAUGUACUAGAAUAAGUAUAAAGAGCAAAAACAAAAGUAAUUUAAAAAAUUGCAAGAAAGGACACUAAGUUAUAUAAGAAAUUGGAAAGAUAUAGCUAACAAACCUGGCCGAGUUUAUCUCAGGAGUGGGUUUGACAUGUUUAUUAUUGACUGUGAGGAUACAGCAACUGUGUAUGACUUCACUAACUGGUGGCUGUUAAUGCUUCUGAUAUUUUUGAAAUAUCCCUCUUCUCAUGCACUGAUUCUGACUGGGUGGGAGGUGGUGGUGAUGGCGGGGAGCUUCCUGGAUGUCACAAAUGCACUCGUCAACGUUCACAUGGACAACCCGUGUAACCUUUAUCCCUAAAUGUUUUGUUCCUCACGAUUAAAUUAACCUCCGAGUUGUUUUUUUUUUUUUUUUUGUACCCGUUUAGCUGUACCUGUGUAGCUGUGGUAUCCCAUGGGAAGUCCCUACGAACUGAGUGCGCCGAUAAUUUGUGAAUCUGGACUCCCAAAAGCCGACUUAAAUGCAUUCAAAUAUGAAGCUGAAUGUUCAUCAGUUUAACUGUCUAUUAAUUGUAAAUCUGUUUUGCUUCAGUGAAUAUUGCAUAUUAAGCUCAGCUGGCAGUAGUCAAACCACAAACACCCAAUUGUUAUUCGGUUCUUGUCGAACUUGGUUGAUAUGCAUAUGUUUAUACAGAAAUGUGCUUGUUUUCUAUGGUUCAGAACCAUCCAAUGUAACUUGAAAUUAAAGUUUAUUAUCAAAUUA